This is a messenger RNA of Caenorhabditis elegans, 1061 nucleotides long. It is a transcript of the gene elo-1, whose product is annotated as Long chain fatty acid elongase 1. Gene Ontology annotation, cellular component: membrane. The record is from RefSeq and is marked reviewed. Gene Ontology annotation, biological process: fatty acid biosynthetic process; lipid metabolic process. Gene Ontology annotation, molecular function: fatty acid elongase activity. NCBI's taxonomy places the organism in Eukaryota, Metazoa, Nematoda, Chromadorea, Rhabditida, Rhabditidae.
GUAGUUUAUCUUGGGGAGAAGAUGGCUCAGCAUCCGCUCGUUCAACGGCUUCUCGAUGUCAAAUUCGACACGAAACGAUUUGUGGCUAUUGCUACUCAUGGGCCAAAGAAUUUCCCUGACGCAGAAGGUCGCAAGUUCUUUGCUGAUCACUUUGAUGUUACUAUUCAGGCUUCAAUCCUGUACAUGGUCGUUGUGUUCGGAACAAAAUGGUUCAUGCGUAAUCGUCAACCAUUCCAAUUGACUAUUCCACUCAACAUCUGGAAUUUCAUCCUCGCCGCAUUUUCCAUCGCAGGAGCUGUCAAAAUGACCCCAGAGUUCUUUGGAACCAUUGCCAACAAAGGAAUUGUCGCAUCCUACUGCAAAGUGUUUGAUUUCACGAAAGGAGAGAAUGGAUACUGGGUGUGGCUCUUCAUGGCUUCCAAACUUUUCGAACUUGUUGACACCAUCUUCUUGGUUCUCCGUAAACGUCCACUCAUGUUCCUUCACUGGUAUCACCAUAUUCUCACCAUGAUCUACGCCUGGUACUCUCAUCCAUUGACCCCAGGAUUCAACAGAUACGGAAUUUAUCUUAACUUUGUCGUCCACGCCUUCAUGUACUCUUACUACUUCCUUCGCUCGAUGAAGAUUCGCGUGCCAGGAUUCAUCGCCCAAGCUAUCACAUCUCUUCAAAUCGUUCAAUUCAUCAUCUCUUGCGCCGUUCUUGCUCAUCUUGGUUAUCUCAUGCACUUCACCAAUGCCAACUGUGAUUUCGAGCCAUCAGUAUUCAAGCUCGCAGUUUUCAUGGACACAACAUACUUGGCUCUUUUCGUCAACUUCUUCCUCCAAUCAUAUGUUCUCCGCGGAGGAAAAGACAAGUACAAGGCAGUGCCAAAGAAGAAGAACAACUAAAUCGUCCCAUUACGAUUCUAAACCAUCCCACUUUCUUCCCCAGUUUUCUUUGAAUUGCGGGUUUUUCGAACAUGAUCGAUUCCCAACUUUAUGUAGUGUGUUAAUUACAAUCCCUGUUCUGUUUUUUUUGUAUUUGCUCCCCGUUUGAACGUUUAUAAAACACUAAAUAAUAA